Molecule: messenger RNA, 783 nt
Organism: Mytilinidion resinicola
Lineage: Eukaryota; Fungi; Ascomycota; Dothideomycetes; Mytilinidiales; Mytilinidiaceae
Exons: 2
Coding region: 1-783 (260 amino acids)
Source: RefSeq, a predicted model, not a curated record
AUGUUCGAAGGAUUGAGGAGGAAAGUUCAGCGUGCCUUUGCGAAAGAGGAUGACGGCCAGCAGGAGGCUGUACCAGAGAACCAAACACGUAGGAUACUCGAGAAGCCAUUCCAGAUCUCGAUAGGGCUGACUAGGAUCACAGAUACUUCGCAAGGCCGCCAGCGCAAUGACAUGGCCAAGACACGUGAUGGCCGCUUGCGAAACAUCUUAUUCCCAGAAGAGCGUCGUUCUCACGAGGGGGAGCCCUGGACUGAGGCAGGAACUCGAGAAUUGGCAAUUUUAUACUUCUUCGGCCAUUACGAGUUCCGGACCAAUGCAGGCAUGCUCUCGGAGACCGCUACGGCGCUUCGCGGAACGCCUAGGACGGAAGAGGAUAUCAGGACCAUGAGCAUUGAUUUCCACAAGCCGGAAUGGCGAGACGGGCAUAUCUAUGUCUCGAGAGCUACGGAAGCAGUGGCAUCUGCACAAGAAAUGGCCGGUACAAACUGGCAAGUGAAGAGCGUGUUCAAGCGCGCAGAAGAGGCUUGGAUGGCAGCACAGGAGUACAGCCCGGAGAGCCCGCUAGGAAAGCUGAAGGUGUGGCAUGGACCAAAUGCCGCGCCACUGAAGGUUCCCGGCACGAGAAUUGAGAAGCUCAAGAAGCUAUCGGAGGUGUUUGUUGUGCUCGAAGAGCCGAAGAAAGAGGAGAACGACCCGAUUGAAAAUACUUCCUUCAAAGUACAUCGGGAAAUCGAAGUCAACGACCCCGGAUCGGAUGACUUCGAGAAUAUCGGUCUUGAUUGA